Papilio machaon (common yellow swallowtail) is the source of this 969-nucleotide messenger RNA. RefSeq names its product protein FAM177A1. The record is from RefSeq and is a predicted model, not a curated record. Bases 105 to 536 code for a protein of 143 amino acids. NCBI's taxonomy places the organism in Eukaryota, Metazoa, Arthropoda, Insecta, Lepidoptera, Papilionidae. The transcript is spliced from 2 exons.
GUCGUAAUUUUAGACUGUGAAUCUUUCUAGAAUACUAAAUAAGUGAUUCAUAAUCCUGCCCGAAUCUUUCCGUCUCAAUCAAAUUAUAUUUUACAUUGUUCAACAUGGAAACGAGAUAUGUUGAAACUACGGAUCAAGUUAAUGUUACAAUAAAACAUCCUAUUAAAGUCGUACAUUUUAGUGAUGGCAUUGAAGAAGAAAUCGAAGAGGUGAAUACUAAUGAAUUAGCAACUGCGCCUAAUAAUGAAGACAGCGUUGAUCCGAAAACUCUAACAUGGGGCCCGUGGUUCUCACAUUAUGCUAAGAAAUCGGGAUCAAAAGUAUUAGGUGCUGUGGAUUAUGCAGGAGAAUCGCUUGCAAACUUCUUUGGCAUUACUACUCCAAAAUACCAAAUUGAGGUAGAUGAAUAUGAAAGAAUAAAGGAAGAAAAGAAAAAAAUGGAGGAGGAAUCCGUAGGAUGGGUGCCUAAGAAUAGUGGGGGCAAUAUACCAUUAGUAUUGAAUGAACCAUUAAGAGAAACAAAUAUUAACACCUAGUUCUCUUAAAUUAACCAUUAGCAUAACACUUAUGUAUAUCAAAAUAGUGGAUCCAGUAUUUUCAUUGAAAGGAGUAAUAAAUAAGGGGGUAUGUUUAAAAGUAUGAUGUGAUAGAGUAUCUAUUUUUUAACAUAACUUUAACACAUUCUAUGCCACCAGAAUUUUUUCUUAUAAAACUGAAGUUGACAGUUAAGGAUACUGAAUGUGUUAAAAAUUGCUACACUAAAAUUAAGUAAGAUGUGCGAACAAAUGUUUGGUUCUGCCAAAAAAUAAUUGUAAUAAUGGUGACUAAUGAUAUUGAUUGAAACAAUGAAGUUACAAAGAAUGUGUAGUAUGGAGUGUUUCAAUUGUUUUCGUGGAUGACCUUGAGCUGUGUGAGUCCCUCUUAAAAUUAUGUUCUGCAAAGCCACUUACAAUGUUUUGAGAUGCCAAG